Gorilla gorilla gorilla (western lowland gorilla) is the source of this 138-nucleotide messenger RNA. Its product is annotated as small ribosomal subunit protein uS14-like. Gene Ontology annotation, cellular component: cytosolic small ribosomal subunit. The transcript has a single exon. Gene Ontology annotation, biological process: cytoplasmic translation. Gene Ontology annotation, molecular function: structural constituent of ribosome; zinc ion binding. The coding region runs from base 1 to 138 and encodes 45 amino acids. Lineage: Eukaryota; Metazoa; Chordata; Mammalia; Primates; Hominidae. The record is from RefSeq and is a predicted model, not a curated record.
AUGGGUCACCAGCAGCUCUCCUGGAGCCAUCCAAAAAAAUUCGGCCGGGGUUCUCAUUCUUGUCAUUAUGGCCUCAAUAUGUGCUGCCAGUGUUUCCAUCAGUAUGCAGAGGAGGUAGGCUUCAUUAGGUUAGACUAA